Molecule: messenger RNA, 1490 nt
Organism: Scomber japonicus (chub mackerel)
Lineage: Eukaryota; Metazoa; Chordata; Actinopteri; Scombriformes; Scombridae
Product: spindlin-1-like
Exons: 7
Coding region: 205-981 (258 amino acids)
Biological process (GO): gamete generation
Source: RefSeq, a predicted model, not a curated record
CUUUUCACUCAGCGGUGAAAUGGCUGUGGAGUCUCCGCUGGUUCCUGUGAAGUCGAAACGGGCUCUGUGGACAGACAGCAGGAGGCGAGAAUACCCACCGCAGUCCGCCUCCACCUCCUUUUGUAAAAAUUAAUCACGCCCUGGACAAGUUUGUGUUGUAGCUGUGUGGCUGGGCAGCCUGGCUGCCUCCCUGCCUCCAGAUGAAUGAAGAGCCCUCCGGGACACAGAGACACAGCUGAUACAGGGCAGGCAGGUGUUUCUGCAAAUAUGAUGAAGAAAAAGAAUCCCCAUAAAAAACAUAAGAGCAGUCUAGGUCCAACCACUAAAGUUCUGUCGCAGCCACGACGUAACAUUGUCGGAUGCAGGAUCCAACAUGUGUGGAAAGAAGGAGGAGGACACGUGAUCUGGAAAGGAACUGUGCUCGACCAGGUGCCAGUGAACCCAUCUCUCUAUCUGAUAAAGUAUGAUGGGUUUGACUGUGUUUAUGGUCUGGAGCUCCAUAAAGAUGAGCGGGUUCAGGGACUGGAGGUGCUCCCUGACAGACUGACUAAAUCCCGUCUGACAGACGUCAACCUAGCAGACACCAUGAUAGGUAAAGCAGUGGAGCACAUGUUUGAGACGGAGGAAGGUCCGAAGGAGGAGUGGAGGGGGAUGGUGCUGGCCCGGGCUCCCAUCAUGACCACCUGGUUUUACAUUACGUACGAGAAAGACCCUGUCCUCUAUAUGUACCAGCUGCUGGAUGACUACAAAGAAGGAGACCUCCGCAUUAUGCCUGACUCCAAUGACAGCGUCCCGGCAGAGAGGGAGCCUGGCGAAGUGGUGGACAGUCUGGUGGGUAAACAGGUCGAGUACGCCAAAGAGGACGGGGGCAAACGAACGGGCAUGGUCAUCCACCAGGUGGAGGCUAAGCCUUCCGUCUACUUUAUCAAGUUUGACGACGACUUUCUCAUUUAUGUCUACGACCUGGUCAAAACUUCGUAAGAUUUUGCCGACAUCCUGAGCCCCUCCUUCCAGGACAGAAACAAAAUGCAACACAUGUUGAAACAUCUGAAGCACUUGUUCCUCAGACCGUCAAGGACAAAAAUCAAGACUCAAAAAAAAAUAUCACUACAGAGAAACAGAGGAUAGAUACAUCGGGAACAGUGGGCUUGUUUUUUGGUCCACUAACGUUAAAAGAUGGGGAAAAACUGGUUGGUGAAGGUGAAGACUCAUAAAAGACCUUCUUUGACUGGACUUUUUGCAAUGGGAAAAAAUAAAUACGGUUUUACAAAAGCAAAAACAUUCAGAAGCCCCAGAAUACCUUUCUGAGAACGCCAAACAAGGACAGCACAAGUCAACAAAGUCGUCUGAAAUUCUGUUUUACACUAGAAAAGGUAUUCGAAAAGGACAGUGAGACAGACAAUCUCACAUUCCAAAUAAUGCCCCCUGAAAAUCCUUUCAGGAUUUCUCAAGAUCUCCUUACGCCAAACUCUUUAAAGUCUCUUGAAAAC